CUUUAUUAUUUUAUUUUUUCCGGAGUAUUUUUCUUAUUGUUAGUCAAAAAUCCGAACAAUUAGAUGUAAAUUAAUAUUAUUAAGGCUGAUUAAUUAGUUACCGCGAAGUGAUCGUGUAUUCUUCGAAGUUCCCAAGUAUGAAAUAAGAUUGAACACCUUGAAUUUGUUCGAUACCCGUAAACAAUAAUCAAAAUGAAGUGUUUAACUCCUGAAAUAGCAUGGCACAAUCGUGAUCCAGUUUUUAGCAUUGAUAUUCAACCUCGCGCAGUGAAUGAAAAUGUCUACCGUCUCGCGUCCGGUGGCUCAGAUACUCACAUUUUGAUUUGGUACAUUCAUUACGAAUACACUGCUGCUUCUAAAGGUGUAUCUGACAUAGAAUUUGUUGCUGACCUAACUCGUCAUCAAAAAGCGGUGAAUAUCGUUCGUUUUUCUCCUUCCGGUGAAUAUUUAGCUUCUGGCGAUGAUGAAUCGGUCGUUUUGGUUUGGAAGAAGAAAAAAGACAGCGACAAUCCGGAUUUUAGCGAUUUAGAAACAGAUGAUAACAAAGAACAUUGGACUUGUGCUAAAACCCUAAGGUUACAUAUUGACGAUGUAUAUGAUCUCAGUUGGUCUUCCGAUUCGACGCAUUUAGUCAGCGGUUCAGUUGAUAAUACUGCUGUAAUGUGGAACAUAGUUACUGGAACAAAGGUUCAUGUUUUUAGAGAACACAAAGGAUUUGUGCAAGGUGUUUCUUGGGAUCCUUUACUCAAAUAUGUAGCUACUUUAAGUAGUGAUAGAACUCUACGAGUGUUUUCUACAGAGAAAAAAAAUUUAGUCUGUCAAUGUAGCAAAGCAGUUAUUCCACAGCAAACACCAAAAGAAGAGCCACCACAUGCGACUAAGAUAUUUCACGACGAUACAUUGAAAACAUUCUAUCGACGGUUAUCAUUUUCACCCGAUGGCAGUCUUCUAAUAGUUCCUUCUGGUAUUCUAGAAACACAAACUGUACCACAAUCAUCGUCGAAUUCAGAAAACGCUUCCAAACCGAAAAAUGCCACUUACAUUUUUUCGCGAAAUAGUUUCAACGAGCCUGUAAUGUAUUAUCCUUCCGGAGACCAAUUCUCCGUUGCUGUCCGGUGUUGUCCUAUUCUCUUUCAGUCGAGUAAAACGAACGAGAAAAAGAUAUUCGAUUUACCAUAUAAAAUGGUUAUCGCAGUAGCUACCAAAAACCAUGUACUCUUAUACGAUACCGAUCACGCUUCUCCGUUUGGCUUAGUUACAGAUAUUCACUACACUCGAAUUACUGAUUUGUCAUGGUCUAAUGAUGGUCUGUUGCUAGUAGUAUCAUCGACCGAUGGAUUCUGUUCAUUUAUAACCUUCGCCGAAGGAGAACUAGGUGAAAGAUGGCAGAAACCAGAACCAUUGCCACAAAAACAAUCUUAACGAAUUAUGUUUAAAAGAUUAUGGUAAUGUAAGUGAUGAUCGUCGAAUUUACGCUGAUUUCCGAAACGAAGUUUACGAACGUACGUCAACGAGUUUAUUUUUACUUCGCCGCUAGCAACGAGUGAAUCUCCUUUUAUAAAAUUAUCUCAUAACUACACACAGCUUUGUAAAUGGCUAUUCUAGGAUUUUGGUAAACUAUACGUACUUUCCCCUUUGUAGUCUUCUGUUUGACUUUUCCAUGUUAAAAAAAAGCCAUCGGUCGAAGCGUAGAAUUCUUUCAAGUCUUGGGGCAAAGUUAUAGAAUUAUUUUGUUCCCAAGCGCUGAUUGUUAAACGGUUGCAUGGUAUGCGGUUUUCGAUGUUGAGAGAGACGAUGGUUUUUGUAUUUUCUUGAAGGACAAAAGUAACGAGAUGUUAAAAUAUUCAGAUACAAAUAAUGAGAAAUCGAUUAUCACUUACUCAGUUUUGUUACUAAUCCUAAAGUAAGUAUAUCUAGAAAAAAAUCCUUUUCGGAUUGAUUUGUUACUGAAUUUGACAUGUUGUAUUUUAAAUAAUUAGUAUUAUAUUACAUAUUUAUCUCCAUUAUUUUUUAUGUUGUCAUGGUAAAUUUUAUAAACAAACCAAGGCACUGUGCUAAGAUUUGAAAAGUUGAGGUAGGUAUGGUAUCAAUUGAAAAGUGCUGAAGAAUUUGUAUUUAUUGUAUAUAUUAUGUGUCAUUAUUACCUAAUGUAUUAUUUUUAUAUUAAAAAUGAAUUUUUCUACCGCGUUU
Messenger RNA from Planococcus citri (citrus mealybug), 2190 nucleotides. It is a transcript of the gene Caf1-105, whose product is annotated as chromatin assembly factor 1, p105 subunit. Gene Ontology annotation, molecular function: protein binding. The record is from RefSeq and is a predicted model, not a curated record. Gene Ontology annotation, cellular component: CAF-1 complex; nucleus. Lineage: Eukaryota; Metazoa; Arthropoda; Insecta; Hemiptera; Pseudococcidae. The transcript is spliced from 9 exons. Gene Ontology annotation, biological process: nucleosome assembly; DNA replication-dependent chromatin assembly. The coding region runs from base 193 to 1422 and encodes 409 amino acids.